This is a messenger RNA of Marasmius oreades (fairy-ring Marasmius), 2183 nucleotides long. RefSeq lists its product as uncharacterized. Gene Ontology annotation, cellular component: membrane. The transcript is spliced from 5 exons. The record is from RefSeq and is a predicted model, not a curated record. NCBI's taxonomy places the organism in Eukaryota, Fungi, Basidiomycota, Agaricomycetes, Agaricales, Marasmiaceae. The coding region runs from base 208 to 1338 and encodes 376 amino acids.
CUACGGGAUGCUGCGUAACUCUGUGGAUAUCCGUUAUAACGUGCUCAAAUAAUUACCCUCAACAUCGCACACUUUCUAACGACUUCUACCUCGACGUUUCUUACGACCACAGCCAUCAUCUCUCCUCCAGUUCUAAUUGGGUUUCUUGCAAAGUAAACCCCACAUCUGAGACACCGUACGACUACGACUCAUUAACAACACUGCACUAUGUCUUUUCUGGAUCGUUUAAAGGAAGGAGUUACGAAGAUAACGCCCAGUGGCAGACCUUCUAAGGGUCGUUUUGCGAGAGGAAUAGGGAACGGUGGUCAUGUUGGUUUUGAGGAUGAUAUGAUCAUUUCAAAACCAGCCGUCGUUUUCCACACCUCUCAAGUCUUCUUCAACUUUUUAGCCAUGGCUUGUUUUGCUAGUGUUGCUGCGUUUCAAGGAAAAUGGGGAGUUGGACCUUCUGGAUUAACGGGUUUCGGCCUGUUUAUCACUAUUAUGGGGAUCUUACUCUCAUCGUUUAUGAUGGCUAUACCGGUCGCAUACGAGAAAUAUGACAAAAUGAUCAGACUGGCGCGUGCGUUGAAAGAGGUACGCGUCGGGUUCAUCCUCACGGGGACGGGUACAGGGGCGAGUUUGUUGAUUGCGUUCAUCGUUACAAUUUCAGCAUGGACACAGCCCGGGUGCAAGAACGCGGAUAAUGAUCCUCACGCGGACAAGGGUGAUGACUUCAAAAAAGGCCUCAUUGGAUGGUGUAAUACCAAAAAGGCUGCAGCUAUCUUUCUUUGGUUGGCGUUUGCUUUCUGGGGAGCGUCCCUUGGACUUCUCAUCAUGAACUGGCGUCAAGGAAAACUUCUUGGACCUCGCGACCCGCCGUUUGAGCAUCCCACAGAUAUGAAUGAUGCCCACGAAGAUGACGACGAGGAGGCCUCUUAUCACCACAUACCCCCAGUUCGAUCUACGUCUAACACUGACGUCCCGGCCAACCCCUUCACCGAUUCCAACCGCUACUCCGCCGCUUCAUCUGCACCCAUUGCCAACUACACCACCUCCAAUUAUUCACCUGCUGUUCCUGUCGCCGCUGGACGUCCAAGUAUGGAUGCGUAUGGUGCAUUCUCGGAUCCGGCUCCGUCUGGAUUUGGUGUACAUUCUCCAGCGAGGGCGAAUUCUGGCGGUGCUCCGAUGAUUCCAGGACCGGAUUUGGGACCUCAACUUAGCCGAACGAUGCAAUACGCAGACCCUUAUGCCGCUGUCAGAGCCAACUUAACUUCCGCACAGCAGCAGCAGGCGCAUUCUUCACCGUAUGGAGCACCUAGUGUACCGCCCAGUUACGAGAGUUAUACUGGAUACCGAUGAUGAUGACGAUUCAUUGAACUUGUAGUGCGUUGACGCUUCAACCGUGAUGAACGGACUGAAGGACUAUUCACUCAUGUAAACAUACGCUUUUACUAUUUGUAUUUAUCUUUACUUUCUGUUCCAAAGUCCUGGAGCUUAACAGUCCCUUGCAAGGGAAAGUGGACAGUGACCACUUCCGUCUCGUCGAACGAGACGCUAUCGAAUACACUGCUGAACUAUUCUUCAGACAACGAUAGUACAGAGUGGAAGUAUACAGGGAAAAGAAGUAUCUUGAUAGACGUAUACAUGGAGGGGCUAUGGGUGAGGCCUCAACGUCUCAACACUGACACGCUCCUUCACAUCCCUGUCUCCUUUAAUAUUCACGUUCAAACUCUUCACCCUACUAGUACUAUUAGCGUCCGAUUCAACAUCAUGAUCAUCCCGUGUUUUUAUAUCGUUCUCAACCGUUUGAAUCUGAUGAACAUGAACCCCCAUCCUCCGACUCACAGUCAUUGGAUAUGCCAUCGACUCUUCCUCCGUCGAGACUGCUCCGAUUGUUCCUGGGCCGUUGAUAUAUUGACACCGACAGUGGAAUCGCGUUGUGAUAUCAGAUAGAACUGUUGUCAACGUUCCACCGUCUAAAGCUGCACGACGUAGCACGAUCCGGACGUUUAUCAAGCUGAAUGCUAUUCCAGCCAUGACGGCGAUGUUGUCUUCUGCUAAGGAUUCGAGGGAGGAUUUGGCUCCGUAGAGGGAGGCGAAGAAGAGCACCCAGAUACUUGGUUAGUGGAAGUUCGUUUUGGUGGAAAAAAUAUAAGAUUGGAGGGUGGGUGGGGUGUGUGUGAGUUGGAGUCAGUCAAUGGAAG